Polyodon spathula (Mississippi paddlefish) is the source of this 814-nucleotide messenger RNA. Its product is annotated as sulfotransferase 6B1-like. Gene Ontology annotation, molecular function: sulfotransferase activity. The transcript is spliced from 5 exons. The annotation marks the transcript as partial. Gene Ontology annotation, cellular component: cytoplasm. The record is from RefSeq and is a predicted model, not a curated record. NCBI's taxonomy places the organism in Eukaryota, Metazoa, Chordata, Actinopteri, Acipenseriformes, Polyodontidae. Gene Ontology annotation, biological process: sulfation.
UUUCUGAAGACAUUUGACAAACUCUAAAGACAUUCAACACAAGAUGCCAGAACAGACUGAGCUCAUUCACACCUUCAAUGGCAUUCCAUUUUCUACAAGAGUAUCAAAAGAGCUCCUUCAGUCCCUGGACACCUUUGAAGCCAGAGAAGACGACGUGUUAUUAGUUUCAUAUCCAAAAUCAGGCACGCACUGGCUUGCAGAGAUUAUGAAGAAUCUGUACCACAGCCACAAUGAAGACAAUGGGGUUAGCAAAGUGACACUGACAUCACCUCUGGAGUUCGGAGAUCUCUCCAAAUUCGAUGAGCUGAGAAACCUCCCCAACAAGAGGCUCAUCCCAACACACCUCAACUAUGAGAUGAUCCCAGUGCAGUUCAAAACAAAAAAAUGCAAGAUGAUUUAUGUGAUCAGAAAUCCUAAGGACACCGCUGUUUCAUUGUACCAUUAUUACAAGCAGAACCCCAAUCUGCCCAAGAUUGAGAAAUGGUCCACCUUUUUAGAAAUGUUCUUGAAAGGAGAAGUUGUAUGCGGUUCCUGGAUUGACCAUGUCCUUAGCUGGGAAAAGAGCAAAACUGAUGAAAAUGUCCUUGUUCUGUACUACGAGUCCUUAAAGCAGGAUCUUCCAAAACAUGUCAAGGAGAUCAGCACGUUUUUGGGCAUCAAUGUCACUGAAGAUCAAGUCAAAGACAUUUCAAAGAAAUCUUCCUUCAGUGAAAUGAAGGACAAGGCAGAGAAGGAGAAAGUGAAUCCAAACCACACGGUCUGCGUACUGACUUCCAACAAGAAGCUGAUAUUUAGGAAAGGUAAGAGUUUCAUC